AGCACCAUUCCUCAUGGGUGACUGUACCAUGUGACUGGAGGAGGAGGGCUGGCUUUAAAAAGCAGGCAGGGCCGUCCCGCGGAGACAUAGGUAAUCACAGGGCACCAGGAGAGGAGGAGGAGACAAGGGCUGUCAGGACACAGCACCCAACAACGUUCCGACUGACAGCUCUGUGAAAGACGCCGCAAAACACAGCACCCAACACCAACCUGACAGGCAGCCCCGCAGAACAAGCCACGGAUCGACAGCAAAGGAGGUCCUGGCACCGCAACGGCAACUUUGCGAACACUCCAGCAACUACUAAGUAGUCAGUGGCUACAGAGAAACUACAACAACAACUUUCACCAUAGCUCCACGGCCAGCCAGUGAUGAUGAUCUGCAGAAACCUGGCAGGGUCAGAGGAGUUCUCUGAGGAGGAGCUGGAGCUGCGCAUGCUGGAUCAGGGGGAGGAUGACGAAGGGAGCGACGGAAACCCCAAGGGCCCCUUCCAGAACAGUGAGGGUUCAGCCAGCAGCCCCCCCAGCGACGAUCCUGAGGAGGGCCAGGCCAAGAAGCGCAGCCGCCCAGUCCGCUCCAAGGCCCGCCGUGUGGCUGCCAACGUCCGUGAGCGCAAACGCAUCCUGGACUACAACCAGGCCUUCAACGCUCUACGUGUGGCUCUCAAACACGACCUUAGCGGCAAGAGGCUCUCCAAGAUUUCCACCCUGCAGAGGGCCAUCAACCGCAUCUCAGCCCUGUCUGUCUUCCUCAGCUCCAACCCCCCCAGUAAGCCCUGCUCCCACCGGGAGUGCCACAGGCCGGCUGGGGGGCCAUUGGCGGUGGGAAUGGUGAGGACGUCACGGCUGGACCCGCCCAGGGUGACAGUCGCUCCUCGCCAGGAGCCCCAAAGCUACAUCUCCUGGCACCAGGCAUCACUUCCCCACCAGAUAGAGCCCCAGCAGGGCACCCAUCCUCACAGGCUGCCAACAGAGACACACCUCUUCAUGGACAGCAUGGGCUCCUCGUGCCCACCCUCACCACACUACCCCUGCUACUCUGCCGAGGGCCAGUUGUACCCCUUACACGGACACUGUGGGAAAGGGAACCCCUUGGAGCAGCCGCCCAGCUCUAUCAGGUACACCCAGGUGGGCGAGGGGCUGGGGUACCAGACGGGGGUGUGGGCCUCCUGCGCUCAGGGCUACAUGGACGCGUUUGUGGAGCCAUCUCCAGCCUUGGGCCUCCCCUGGCAGGUGAGCUACCUCCAGGAGACAGCAGGCCCCCAGCACAACCUGUCCCUGCUCUGA
Salmo salar (Atlantic salmon) is the source of this 1283-nucleotide messenger RNA. Its product is annotated as class A basic helix-loop-helix protein 9-like. Lineage: Eukaryota; Metazoa; Chordata; Actinopteri; Salmoniformes; Salmonidae. Gene Ontology annotation, biological process: regulation of transcription by RNA polymerase II; developmental process. The record is from RefSeq and is a predicted model, not a curated record. Gene Ontology annotation, molecular function: DNA-binding transcription factor activity, RNA polymerase II-specific; RNA polymerase II transcription regulatory region sequence-specific DNA binding; protein dimerization activity.